This is a messenger RNA of Penicillium paradoxum, 2367 nucleotides long. Its product is annotated as Zn(II)2Cys6 transcription factor domain-containing protein. Gene Ontology annotation, biological process: regulation of DNA-templated transcription. Gene Ontology annotation, molecular function: DNA-binding transcription factor activity, RNA polymerase II-specific; zinc ion binding. The transcript is spliced from 2 exons. NCBI's taxonomy places the organism in Eukaryota, Fungi, Ascomycota, Eurotiomycetes, Eurotiales, Aspergillaceae. Bases 1 to 2367 code for a protein of 788 amino acids. The record is from RefSeq and is a predicted model, not a curated record.
AUGUCCAAUGUCGAUAUAUCCGGUGAUGGCCUAAUCGGGGUCGAUUACGACUCCAGAGGCUAUCUUCAGCAAGCAUGGCCUGUGGCGGUAGAUCAAGCGCCCCCACGGUCAGAAGACGCCCAUGGUCUUUCCCCGUUGCAAACCAGCGGUCACCCUCUUGAACAGUCGGUGACCCAGGACCCCAAUCUCAUGGUCGAUUGGCACUUUCAACCACUGCAUCACUCUCAACACCUUCCAUAUUCCUCCGAAGACCCAUCGUCUGCGCCCCAGUUCACAACCAGUUAUGGCAUGCCAAUGCACUCCUCGCCCGUCGAUCUAAUGUCCGGCCAGGGUCAAAUGGGCGCCGGUUUGCUCGAUGGUCCCUUUAUGCCCAUGUCAGCACCAGGCGACAUGGUCCCGUUCACCUAUCAGGACUUUCAAGCGGAUCUGAUGGCGUUCCCCAGUGGACUUCCGGAUAUGUCUUAUGCCCCGCACCCCGUUCUUGAGAGUAGCUCGCCCACAGAUACUUAUUUGGAGGUCCGUUCCCUGUCCAGCAGCGACAACGGUUGGAGUACAGUCGACCACCGCCGCUCUCUCGAUUUUGGUUACCCCGAACAGGGUGUUUUUGUCAACCCCACACAGACUCUGCACGACCGCAGCCUUUCGGAAUCCUCAUAUUCCACUUCAUACGGCAGCUUCGUGGAUAUCACGAAUCCGAUCGGUUCUCCCGGUUCAGAGAACAAUAUGGAUUUGCCUUGCUAUACUCACCAUGGCCACAGUCAUAGUCAUAGCCAUAGCCAUAGUCACAGUCACAGUCACAGUCACAGCCACAGCCACAGCAGCUCCAUUGGAAUUCACGGAGCCUCUCCGACAAGCAGCGCAGUUGUCCGCCGUAACCCGUCCUCGCAAGGUUCUCGCUCACCAUCUGCUGUCAGCCCCGUCGGAAUGGUCCGACCGAUCCCAGUUCCAAUCAAGAAGUCAACAUCCCCUGCUCGGUCAUCUGGGUCUUCCCAGUCCUCAUCUGCUUCACCACCAAGCCGCAAACCGUCCCGCAAAAGCCCCAUUGCCGCCAAGACCGCCGAGACCAAAGUUCGCAAGCAGUCUCAGACCGGCAAACCCGAGACCGAGAAGCGAGUGGGCAAGCGAAAGGGCCCUCUCAAGCCCGAUCAACGUAAACAGGCCAGUGAAAUACGGAAGUUGCGCGCGUGUCUGCGGUGCAAGUUCCUCAAGAAGACGUGUGAUAAGGGCGAGCCUUGUGCUGGAUGUCAACCGUCGCACGCACGGUUAUGGCAGGUGCCAUGUACUCGUAUCGAUAUCAAGGAGAUUGGAUAUUUCAUGAAGGAUUGGAAAGCGGAUUAUGAGCGUCACAUUACCAUGGGCUUCUCUGUCGGCAACAUUACCGGAUUCUCGGAUCAGGAACGCACUCUGUUCAUCACCCACGGUUACGGACAGAUUCUGCCCAUCAAUGCCCGCGAGGUUUAUGUUCGUGACGAGCAGUGCUUCACCGUUGACUGGAUCGAAUCGAUGCAGCGUGAUCCAACACAGUAUGAGGUCGAAACUGCCAAGCUCUCCGCUGGUAUGGAGGGCAUCUCGCACGCGAUGCUGUCAGACUAUCUUGACCGCCAUAUCGACGGCAAUGGCACCUUUGAGAAGUUUGUUGACGAUUACUUCGAGGGUACGCCCUUCCUCACGCAGAUGUUGAAGACGGCCUUCCGCUUUUACUUCCGCACCAAGAUGCCCGUUAUCCGUAAGGCGCUCAAACUGGUUGUCGCUUACAACCUCACUAUGCACGUCACUAUGGUUGAAGGCAUCGGCGAGGAGGAGGGAUUCCUUGGUAAAAUCGAAAAUAUGGGCUCCAAGUUCUCCGGCAAGACCAUGGCUCCCGUCAUGAUUAACUUCCAGAUCAAGUGUGCUAUGGCUAGCAUGUGGCGUGAGCUGCAAAAGGAUGUUCUCGAAGAGCUUUCUGCACUCUAUUCGAGUGUAUACAGCGGCGACAAGCUCAAGAACUGGCCCACGAUCUUCAUUCUGGCCUCAAUUCUGCUCGCUGUAUGGGAAGAGAUGCAGUUCGACAGCCACUACCGCACACCGGAUCAGGCUGCCGUCGAUAAGUUCUGCACCGACAUGGAAACCACCCCAGUGGGCGUUAUCGUCGGACUCUUCCAGGCCAUCUCGCAGAAGCUGCCUCCAUUCAUUGAGUGGGACUCGCAAAAGCACCACCAUCUGCUUUACUCCAACCCUGAUGUCUGCAACACCAUGACAGAAGUCCGUCAACAUGUUGAGCAACAUGAGACUUACCUCCGUAGCCGCAGUGGCUCCAAAUUCAACCGUGGCGAUUUCGAUUGCCUCUCCAAUAAAUUUGUGUCGCGACUGGUCAUUCGCGCCAACUAG